GUGGCUGUUUGCCAAAAAAAAAAAAAAAUUAAAUUUUAUUAAAAAUAAUUUCAAUAAUUUUAAGUGGACAGACGUUUUCAUUCUAUUUUUUAGUGCUAAGACAGUCAGUGAACAUGCGGUUUUCUAGUAGGUAGCAAACGGCAGUGCAAAACACUAUUAGGGGUAAAUUUGAAGUUCAAAUAAUUUUUUCGAUCUAUCGUACGCAGAUUUUUCCCCGAGUCAUGUUAAAACCUGUUGAUAUUAUAUAUACUUUGCUCGCCAUCUUACACCAACUGGUUUAUUCUUCACAAGACAUUAACGCUUUGGCUCGAAAAAUAUACCACAAAAAUGGUACUGCGGUACCCAUUGACAUCUACGUUAGCUAUACGAACAACCCAUGGGGACCGUCAGCCGUGUUGGACAACGGCCAAUCUAGCAGUGGUAAAGAACAAUAUAGGCCCAAAAGAAGUGUAUAUCAGCUUUACAAUAUGGUUGUGUGUGCAACCGGUUGCAAUCCACUCUCUUACCUCGGUUAUGGUUGUUAUUGCGGUUUUCUGGGUUCUGGAUCUCCAGUAGAUCCCAUAGACAACUGCUGCAAAAUGCACGACUGGUGCUACGACAGUGCGGACUGCCCUAUGUUCCUCGAAUACUUUACUCCAUAUGUCUGGACAUGUUACAAUAAAAAACCAUUGUGCUCGAUGGGAGGAGGAUGCAGCCAGCGGUUGUGCGAGUGCGAUCAACAGCUGGCCAUGUGCUUAAAGCGUUUUGGAUGUCCGACGCAGAAAGCACUGUGCAAGACGAGUCCGUGGAGAUGGUUUCAAAACGUGUUGUUUUGAAAUGCAAACAUAGCCGACGGCGCGGAGCUUCCGGACUCCGAAAUUUCUAGUCAUUAGAACGCGGGCAGGUCAGAACCGUCAUGUCGCCCGUGCACCGUUCGCGCACGGCACUGCAACGGCGAGGGCGCGGUGCACGGCGGUCGGGAACGCGUGCGAACCAGCGACCAGCGGCCGUGGCCGGUUAGACGCCUAACCUGACCCGCGUCCGCGCGUUACGUCCGUACGGGACCGGCCGGAGCAGACCGGGAACGUCGUGUGGCAGCUGCGAUUGCGUCCCGCGCGAAGGCGAACCAUCGAAAACACCGGGACCGGUCGACGCGGGGCUGAUCGGAACCGAACGUUCAAACCCUCACCAACCACUCACCGACAGCUUCACACGCUAAACACGCACGCACAACAUACGGCUUGUUUUUUUUUUUUUUUUCGUUUUUUGUCAAAAUAUGUCCGUGUAAAUCGUUGUUUGAUGUAAUCAAACCGCGGUGUAACGAAAAACAUCCAUAAGUCACGAACUGCUUUUUCGAACAUUGGACGUGACGUACGGUAUUCGCGUCCGUCAAAACGAGUGUACGCGAUGCACUCCGGACGAUACGAACACUUACGAAGAAGAAGAGAAGAAACACAUGCAUUGUAAUAGAAAUGUGUACAAACGUUUAGAAAACAAAUAUAUGAUUUUCACCACAUUA
Molecule: messenger RNA, 1498 nt
Organism: Sipha flava (yellow sugarcane aphid)
Lineage: Eukaryota; Metazoa; Arthropoda; Insecta; Hemiptera; Aphididae
Product: basic phospholipase A2 pseudexin A chain
Exons: 6
Coding region: 222-815 (197 amino acids)
Biological process (GO): phospholipid metabolic process; lipid catabolic process; arachidonate secretion
Molecular function (GO): calcium ion binding; A2-type glycerophospholipase activity
Source: RefSeq, a predicted model, not a curated record